CGGGUGCUGGCACCCUGGGCGCCGAGCGGCCCCGAGGGGCGGGGAGUGGGUUGUCCUACCCGCCUCUUCCGUCAUCAGGAGGUCCGUGGUGCAGGCUAGGCUGCUAUGGCUGCCCGGGCCACCCGGCAUACCCGGCGCAGGGCCCGGGUCACGCCGCUGGCCGGGGCGCAGGUUCGGUCAGCGGAGGACUGGUGGUGGGAUCGGCUGGCGCCGAGCGGCUCUGGGUACCACCUGCUGCAGGCGGACAGCAUGCUGCUGGUGCUGCCCGGCCCAGGGCCCGCCCGCGCCCGCGUCCGCCUCCGCGCCGGCUUCCGCGCGCAGAGGCGCGCCCUCCGCGGAACUCAGCGACAGCGGCCCGUGGGCCCCAGUGCUGCGGCAGCAAAGCCCAAGGCCACGCCCCGGCCUGAACCGGCGUCGGCGCCCCAGCAGGAGCCGGACGCUGGCUGGGGAAACCGCGUUCCCUUGGAAAUCCUGGUGCAGAUUUUCGGGUUGCUGGUGGCGGCCGAAGGACCCGUGCCGUUCCUGGGCAGGGCUGCGCGCGUGUGCCGCCGCUGGCAGGAGGCCGCCUCCCACCCUGCGCUCUGGCACACCAUGACCCUGUCGCCCCCGCUGGCUGGCCGCCCUGCCAAGGGUGGGGUCAAGGCGGAGAAGAAGCUCCUUGCUUCCCUGGAGUGGCUUAUACCCAAUCGGUUCUCACAGCUUCAGAGGCUGACCCUUAUCCACUGGAAGUCUCAGAUACACCGUGUGUUGAAGCUGGUAGGUGAGUCCUGUCCUCGGCUCACUUUCCUCAAGCUUUCAGACUGCCACGGUGUGACCACUGACGCACUGGUCAUGCUAGCCAAAGCCUGCCAUCAGCUCCACAGCCUGGACCUGCAGCAUUCCAUGGUGGAGUCCACAGCUGUUGUGAGCUUUUUGGAAGAGGCAGGGCCCCGAAUGCGCAAGCUGUGGCUAACCUACAGCUCCCAGACCACGGCCAUCUUGGGUGCACUGCUGAGCAGUUGCUGCCCUCAGCUCCAGGUCCUGGAAGUGAGCACUGGCAUCAACCGUAAUAGCACUCCCCUCCAGCUACCUGUGGAGGCUUUGCAGAGAGGCUGCCCACAGCUGCAGGUGCUGCGGCUGUUGAACCUCGUGUGGCUGCCCAAGCCUUCUGGGAGAGGAGUGGCUCGUGGACCAGGCUUCCCCAGCCUUGAGGAGCUCUGCCUGGCCAGCUUUGCCUGCAACUUUGUGAGCAACGAGGUCCUGGGCCGCCUGCUCCACGGCUCCCCCAAGCUGCGACUGCUGGAUCUUCGAGGCUGUGCACGCAUCACACCUGCUGGCCUGCAUAAUCUCCCUUGUCAGGAGCUGGAGCAGCUUCACCUGGGCUUGUAUAGCGUGUCAGACCGGCUGACUCUAGCCAAGGAGGGCAGUCCCCUGCUGACCCAGAAGUGGUACCACACCCUGCGGGAACUGGACUUGAGUGGCCAGGGAUUCAGCGAGAAGGACCUGGAGCAGGCCCUCGCUGCCUUCUCAGGCACCCCUGGGGGCUCACACCCGGCUCUUUGCUCCCUUAACCUCAGGGGUACCCGGGUUACACCCAGCACCAUCAGAACCCGUGCGCGGCGCAACCUGGACCACUGCCCUGCCUAUUGUCUGCGACCUCUUAUUCCUUCCUGAACCGCAGCCCUGGAGAAUCUGGUCUCCCAGGUAGGAGGGCGACUGGGGACAGUGAGUGGUAGUCCCGGGACAGCCGCAGGGUUGAUGGCGUCUGCCUGCCCAGGUCCCUAAGGGCCGGGCCAGCGGCCUGCCCACAGCCUUCGGCGGCAAGCGUUUCCAGCUCUGGGCCCUGGGACUCUUCUGCACCGAGCGCCACCUAGCCCAGCGCCUCAGGAGCAACAGCUUCUACCCGUUCACACAGCAGCAGCCGGACGGUGCGCGUUGGGCGGGGCGGGGUUUGGGCGGGACUCGAGGAGGUGUCCCGGAGGCCCGAAUGGGGCGGGGCCAGGUGGGCAGGGCACUGGGCCGGCUCAGAUGUCGUGGGCGGAAUGUCACCGCUGCCCAGAGCCCUAAGCCGGCGGACUCUUCCCGGCGGAGCCCUGGCACCGCCACCCCGGCUACGGGCAGGGCCAGCAGAGCUCACGCCGCUGCGUGCCACCCCCAGUCUUCGUCCUCGAGUACUACCUGGACACGCUGUGGAAAGGGGCUCUGCUCUUCGUGGUUUGCGUGGUCCUGGUCAGCUUCAGCUCCCUAAGACAGGUUGGAGGUCCUGAGCCCUACCCCACUGCCUUCCUCCCCGAGGGAGGGACUGACGCUUGGUUCCGCUUCUGAAGCACCUCUUGCCUGCCCCGAGCACCCCGCCCCCGGCUGGAGCUGCUCAGACGGUCCCGUGGCACCCGCAGGUGCAGAAGCAGGAGACUUGGGGCUUUCUUGUGUACGGUGUGGGCGUGGGCCUGUGGCUCAUCCUGUCGUCGCUGCCGCGGCGCCGCCUGGUGCUGAACCACACGCGCGGCGUGUACCACUUCUCCAUCCAGGGCCGGACCGUGUGUCAGGGCCCCAUGCACCUGGUCUACGUGCGCCUGGCGCUCAGCUCCGACGGUGACCCCGGGGACAGGCGGGCUGGGGGAGGGUGUGCAAAGGAGAGGAAGGCUGGUGGGGUGCGGGGAGGGGUGGACAGGGCCGCUGUCCGAGCCCUGGAGGCCCUCAGCUGAGUCCACUGCCCCUCACCAGCCUACGGAAGAUGCUUUUUCCAACUGGUCCUUGGUGGCCACAAACUGGAGCCGCUGGUGCUGGUGCAGCUGUCGGAGCACUACGAGGUGAGUCCUGCCACAGGCACUGCCCUUCCUCAGGACAAAAUGAUGAUAAUCACUGUUUAAUUUCUUUGGAGGGGGCUUUUUCUGCAUGAAAAGUGUAAACAGGAGGCGGUCCUCUGUGCUGGGAGCCAGCAGAGAGGACGCCCACUGGACUACCUGCUGGGCAUACAGGCGGCUAGUAAGGGGAGAGCCCGUGUCCAGGCUGGAGCUGACCCACUCUGGCUCCCAUAGCAAAUGGAAUACCUGGGCCGUCACAUCGCUCGGAAACUCAACAUUAACUACUUCGAUUAUUUGGCCAUGUCCUACCGACAUGUGGUCCGCCACUGGCCACUCGGGGCCG
This is a messenger RNA of Nycticebus coucang (slow loris), 3126 nucleotides long. RefSeq names its product F-box and leucine rich repeat protein 6 (gene FBXL6). Gene Ontology annotation, biological process: SCF-dependent proteasomal ubiquitin-dependent protein catabolic process. Lineage: Eukaryota; Metazoa; Chordata; Mammalia; Primates; Lorisidae. Gene Ontology annotation, cellular component: SCF ubiquitin ligase complex. The record is from RefSeq and is a predicted model, not a curated record. The transcript has 9 exons. The coding region runs from base 106 to 1653 and encodes 515 amino acids. Gene Ontology annotation, molecular function: protein binding.